Molecule: messenger RNA, 20816 nt
Organism: Coregonus sp. 'balchen'
Lineage: Eukaryota; Metazoa; Chordata; Actinopteri; Salmoniformes; Salmonidae
Source: the annotation of a GenBank genome assembly
GUAGAGGUGGGACUCGGGAGCGGUCAGUAGGACGUCGUAGAGAAUAGAUCAAUGAACUGAACUGAGUUUUCUGCCAGGGUUGGACAACACUUUGGUAGUAUUAAACCAUAUAGUCUACGCAGUGUAGCCUAUGUCAGGUAGCCUACAGAUGUGACAACGCGACAAGGAAAUUUGGAUCAUAAUCGAAAACGGAAAUACCGGAGUUUAUUUUUUAACCCGGUCGAUAUGCGGAUUUUUUCCAAAUAAACCCACUGGAUUCUAAUAAACGGGUCCGCAUGUAGCUUUAUCCGAUAGUUUUUUUUGUUGGGAAACAAUAUUUUUAUCUCGGAAUAACUGGAUUAGGCUAUCCAGGAUGAUCUUUGCAAAUACUGCCAACCCGUUGAAGAGCACAUAUCGGAAGCAGGUAGGCCAAAAAGCCCUGGCUGGGAUGGUCCAAAACGGUGCCAUAAGUCCCUUGAACGCAUCCAAUUCGAAUGCGCGCACGGCCCACUGUCUUAUCACCUCAGCUAACACGGUCACUAGAAGCGACAGUCGUUAUUAUAAUGUUAUAACACCGUUCACCGAUUGUCGGGUUGCAAAGUCAUGUAGUGCGACUGUCCGUAGCGCACUACACUACAUUUUGGUCAAGUUUGUUCUGUGCAUUAGUGUCCAUUUUAUAUUAUCGGCUUUGUCCUUGAAUUAGCAUUACAGAAUAGCCUAUCUAGCAGAUUUUAUUGUAUUAGGCCCUAAUGGCUUAUAACAACCAUCAUCCAAAUAUAUUGAUUUCUUAAAUAGGAUAACAUUUUUAACAUUCAGAUACCUUCUGAAUGAGCAAUUCGAUGGGUAACUGUUAAUGGGAUAGGCCUAUGUGAUUUAUGAUAGAAUUACGGACUAAUUUACAGAGGAAGAGGGAGAGAGAGAGACCCUCCAUAUGGUCCAGGUAACCCAGGUUUAGAUGCUGAACAUCUAUCAGGCCUACUGCUGUAAUAACAUUGCUAUAAUGUUCACAAGAAGAAUCACCUAUACACUUAACCUACACCGUUUUAUUUCCCCAGCCGUUCAAAUGUAGGCCUAUGAUAUUCUAUCUCAACUUCCUCAAGUCUUGGAGGAGAAAUACAUUAUUUCUUCAGCAUGUUUUGAAUGAAAAUAGGCCACAAAAAUGUAUGGCAUUUAAAUUGUAGUUCAUAUGUCCUAUUUGUUAGAUUCCUUGUAGGACUGAAUAGAAUAGGAAUAGAACAGAAUACUAUAGAGUAGUUAUGAUGAUGCAUAGCUACAGAAGGCCCUGUAGGCCUACUGCAUCUUAGAUUCCUUGUUGGUAUUGUUAGAAUAGAACAUGUUCUGUAUACUGUCGGUCCCGCUCCACCACCUGAGUUAUUUAGGUAGAGUAGGCCUUCUGGUGAGUGGCAUGCUCAGCUUCUGCCUAAUGUGGGUCAGUGUGCUGGAGUGAACAUGGGUGUUCAUGCACCUAUAAUGAGCCUUUUCUGGUUUAGCUACUAAUGCUGUGGUUCUAUACCACUACUCUGUUGUAGUUUACCACUGAUUCAGCUGUCUAGUCCACAAGAUGGAGGUGACUGCGAUUUGUAGCUAUAUCCACCCUGAACGAUUCCAAUUAGUACUGCAGUUGUUCUUUACCACUCCACACUAUAGUUCACCACUGAUUCCAACCUAGAGGUAACAUAGUAAAAGUAAAUCCGGGACACUCCAAUUAGUAUGAUAUGUUAUGGUUCGUAUGGUAUGACUCCCGAGUGGCGCAGUGGUCUAAGGCACUGCAUCGCAGUGCUAGCUGUGCCACUAGAGAUCCUGGUUCGAGUCCAGGCUCUGUCGCAGCCGGCUGGGAGACCCAUGGGCGGCGCACAAUUGGUCCAGCGUCGUCCAAGGUAGGGGAGGGUUUGGCCGGCAGGGAUGUGGGUUCGUUUCCUACGUGGGGCCAGUAUGAAACAAAACAAACAAAAAAACAUGUAUGCAUUCACUAACUAAGUCGCUCUGGAUAAGAGCGUCUGCUAAAUGACUAAAAUGUAAAUGUAUUAAUUUGUGGAUGUCCAUCAUCCAUUUCGUAUGAUAUGUUAUGAAUUGCAAAUCGUACAAUAUGUUACGAAUUGCAAUUCGUAUGAAUUUCCAAAACAUAUGAUAUGUUACGAAUUCCAAUUUGUUGUGGCUAACAUUAGCUAGGUGGCUAAUGUUAGUUAGGCUAGGAGUUAGGGUUACAUUUAGGAGUUAGGUUCAUUAAGGUUAGGGGAAAGGUUAUCUAACAUCCUAAGUAGUUGCAAAGUAGCUAAAAAGUAGUAAGUAGUUGCAAAGUUGCUAAAAUGCUAAAGUUGUCCGUGAUGAAAUUCGAACACGCAACCUUUGGGUUGCUAGACGUUCGCGUUAUACGCCCUAUGCAGAAAUCGUUGUGCCAUUUCCUGGUUGCUAAAACUCCAAUAGUUAGCCUAAUUUCAGUUUCUGACUAAAUAAACUAGUAUAGUGUAGAGAAUCAUUGUACCAUCUAAACCGCUGUGAAAUAUUUUCCAUAAGCAAAUAUAUUGUUGUUUCAGCUGUUUGAAGCUGGGUUACAAAACCGAAAGUAAAAGACGCAAAAACAAAACUUAAGAACGGGAAGCAUAGAAAUAGUGCACAUAGAACAUAUCUACCGCUUCUUAGACUUGCUUUCAAGUAGAAUGAUAGAUCUAUAACUCACAUUUCUAUGUGAAUUUGAUCGGGUCGCCCAAAAGUUACAUAUUGCCGCUUUAAGUAACCUUCUGUCUUAUGUAACCAUACCAAACUUAACAUAUACUAAUUUCAGUGUCCCCGAUUUAUAUUUACUAUGUUACGUCUAGUCUAUGAGACCAGGCUGCUGAUUCAACCAUCUAGUCCACAAGAUGGAGGUGAUUGUGUGUAGAUUCUGUGGGUAGGCUUAGUUUAUCUCCCCCCGUAAAAAUAUAUCCAUAGGCAUAAUAAUCUGGUGGUUCAGAAUUAGUUAUGCAAUGGUUCUUCAUUCUUUGCUUCUUCAGUGAUUCUAGUCCACAAGAUGGAGGUGAUUAUGUGUGCAUUCUGUGGGUAGGUUUAGGAUAUCUCUGUCCUAAACAUUUACAUUUACAUUUACAUUUUAGUCAUUUAGCAGACGCUCUUAUCCAGAGCCUAAACGAUAUCAAUAGGCCUAGCCCUAAUUCAUAGUGGUGGCCAUCUUAAUGUAAUUUAGCUCACCAUUUUGUUUUGGUAAAUAUGCACUCAAAUGGUGGAAGGCAGAACAUGUUUUCUUAAUUCACAGAUUAAUUGGUCUGCCGCAUGCCAUUCUAGAUUUUUGUAGAGUGGCUUCUGCGGGGUUGGAGCUAUUUUAAUUAAUGAGUAAGAGGAAGGAAAUGCCUUGCAGAGGAGGGCUCUGGUUUGCCUCAGAGAAUGUGUGGUAGUUUCCCACUGACACACCAGAACAGACUGUAGUACUAGGAAGGAACCGUGCUGGAAGGAGCGUAGACAGCACCCCACGCAAGAAUGUCACCAGGGAAAUAGCCUAGCAGCAGGUAGCCUAGCAGCAGGUAGCCUAGCGGUUAGACUGAAAGGUCGUUAGUUCGAAUCCCUGAGCUGAAAAGGUGACAAAUGUGUUAAUGUUCCCUUGAGCAAGGACAAAUCUGUUAAUGUUCCCUUGAGCAAGGCACUUAACCCUAAUUGUUCCAGGGUUGCCGUGAAUAAUGGGGGAGUUGGGAUAUGCAAAAAAACACAUUUUCAAAUCACAUGUGUAUAAUACACACUUGUACAUGUGAAAUAGGACAAAUAUAAGCACCCAUUAUUAUAACCUAUAGUGCAUUGUGCUAUGCAUAGAACCAGGGUAAGUAGUUGUUCCUGACCAUGUGACCAGGAAAAACUCCUGCCCCUAUUCAUCUCACUAUAUUUCACUGCCGACAUCUUGGACCUUGGUGAAAUGGAAAAACUCCAUGCUAGAAAACUCUAGAAAGAACAGUAGUGCUGAAUCUCUUUUCGCCAGGCAUAAUGGGACCCAUGUCAUCCCAAAAAGUUAUACUUUUGACUCAUCUGUCCAUAGAACAUUCUUCCGAGAGUCUUGAUGAUCAUCCAGGUGCUUUUUGGCAAACUUCAGUAAACUUUUUGGAUGAGAUGGGUCCCAUUAUGUCUGGUGAAAACCAAACACUGCAUUCCACAAUAAGAACCUCAUACCAACGGUCAAGUAUGGUGGUGGUAGUGUGAUGGUUUGGGGAUGCUUUGCUGGCUCAGGACCUGGACGACUUGCCUUAAUAGAAGGAACCAUGAAUUCUGCUCUGUAUCAGAUAAUUCUACAGGAGAAUGUCAGGCCAUCCAUCUGUGAGCUGAAGCUGAAGCGCAGCUGGGUCAUGCAGCAAAACAAUGAUCCAAAACAUACGAUCAAGUCUACAUGAAAAUGGUUAAAAAGCAACACAUUUGAAGUUUUGGAAUGGCCUAGUCAAAGUCCAGACCUAAUCCCAAUUGAGAUGUUGUGGCAGGACUUGAAAGGAGCAGUUCAUGCUUGAAAACCCACAAAUAUCGCUGAGUUAAAGCAGUUCUGCAUGCAAGAGUGGGCCAAAAUUCCUCCACAGCGAUGUGAGAGACUGAUCGACAACUACAGGAAGCAUUUGGUUGCAGUCAUUGCAGCUAAAGGUGGCACAACCAGUUACUGAGUGUAAGGGGGCAAUUACUUUUCACACAGGGGAAUUGAGUGAUGCAUACUGUAACUUUGUUAAUUAAAUAAAUAAAAUAAGUAUAUUUUUUUUUGUUAAUUGUAAACUCAGGUUCCCUUUAUCUAAUAUUAGAUUUUAGUUUAAGAUCUGAUAACAUUCAGUAUCAAAAAUAUGCAAAAAUAGAGAAAAUCAGAAAGGGGACAAAUACUUUUCCACGGCACUGUGUGUGUAUGUAUAUAUAUAUAUUAUUUUGUUGUUCAAUGUAAUAUAUAUAUUACACUGAACAAAAAAUAUAAACGCAACAUGUAAAGUGUUGGCCCCAUGCUUCAUGAGCUGAAAUAAAAGAUCCCAGAAAUGUUCCAUAUGCACAAAAAGCUAAUUUCUCUAAAAUGUUGUGCACAAAUUUGUUUACAUCCCUGUUAGUGAGCAUUUCUCCUUUGCCAAGAUAAACCAUCCAUCUAACAGGUGUGGUAUAUCAAGAAGCUAAUUAAACAGCAUGAUCAUUACACAGGUGCACCUUGUGCUGGGGACAAUAAAAGGCCCCUCUAAAAUGUGCAAUUUCAUCACACAACAACAUGCUAAAAAUGUAUCAAGUUCUGAGGGCGCGUGCAAUUGGCAUGCUGACUGCAGGAAUGUCCACCAGAGCUGUUGCCAGAGAAUUUAACGUUCAUUUCUCUACCAUAUUCCGCCUCCAACUUUGUUUUUGAGAAUUUGGCAGUACGUCCAACCGGCCUCACAACCUUAGACCACGUGUAUCCAUGCCAGCCCAGGACCUCCACAUCCGGCUUCUUCAACUGCGGGAUCGAGUGAGACCAGCUUCCCAGACAGCUGAUGAAACUGUGGGUUUGCACAACCGAAGAAUUUCUGCACAAACUGUAAGAAACCGUUUCAGGGAAGCUCAUCUGCAUGCUCAUCAUCCUCACCAGGGUCUUGACCUGAAUGCAGUUUAGCGUCGUAACCGACUUCAGUGUGCAAAUGCUCACCUUCGAUGGCCACUGGCACGCUGGAGAAGUGUGCUCUUCACAGAUCAAUCCCGGUUUUAACUGUAUCGGGCAGAUGACAGACAGCUUUUAUGGCAUCGUGUGGGCGAGCGGUUUGCUAAUGUCAACGUUGUGAACAGAGUGCCCCAUGGUGGCGGCGGGGUUAUGGUAUGAGCAGGCAUAAGCUACGGACAAUGAUCACAAGUGUAUUUUAUCGAUGAUCCUGAGGCCCAUUGUCAUGCCAUUCAUCCGCCACCAUCACCUCAUGUUUCAGCAUGAUAAUGCACAGCCCCAUGUUGCAAGGAUCUGUACACAAUUCCUGGAAGCUGAAAAUGUCCCAGUUCGUCUAUGGCCUGCAUACUCAUCAGACAUGUCACCCAUUGUGCAUGUUUGGGAUGCUCUGGAUCGACGCGUACGACAGCAUGAUCCAGUUCCCGCCAACAUCCAGCAACUUCGCAUAGCCAUUGAAGAGGAGUGGGGCAACAUUCCACAGGCCACAAACAACAGCCUGAUCAACUCUUUGUGAAGGAGAUGUGUCGCAAAUAGUGGUCACACCAGAUACUGACUGGCUUUCUGAUCCACGCCCCUACCUUUUUUUAAAGGUAUCUGUGACCAACAUAUGCAUAUCUGUAUUCCCAGUCAUGUGAAAUCCAUAGAUUAGGGUCUAAUGAAUUUAUUUCAAUUGACUGAUUUCCUCAUAUGAACUGUAACUCAGUAAAAUCUUGCAUUUAUAUUUUUGUUCACUGUGUGUGUGUGUGUAUAUAUAUAUAUAUAUAUAUAUAUAUAUAUAUAUAUAUAUAUAUGGGGAUUAGAAAUAAAUAUAUAUAUAUAUAUAUAUAGAGAGAUAUUUUUUUAAAGAUUAGUAGUGCUUUUUUCUUUUUAGCUUGACAUGCUAUUUUAGCCUUUAUAUUAAUCAGUCGUAUUAACCCUAACCACAUUUUUAUUUUUUUAUUUAACCUUUAUUUAACUAGGCAAGUCAGUUAAGAACAAAUUCUUAUUUACAAUGACGGCCUACACCGGCCAAACCCGGACGACGCUGGGCCAAUUGUGCGCCGCCCUAUGGGACUCCCAAUCACGGCCGGUUGUGAUACAGCCUGGAAUCGAACCAGGGUGUCUGUAGUGACGCCUCAAGCACUGAGAUGCAGUGCUUUAGACCGCUGCGCCACUCGGGAGCCCAAUAUUAACCACAUGACAUAUAGCUGAUGCACUAGCUCAACAGAUUACACAAACUCACCUCUACUGUCAGUUGUAGCAGGGCCGUGUAGUGUGACUACUGCUGACAACUACUAUAUGCCCUCCAGUGGUGUAAAGUACUUAAGUAAAAAUACUUUAAAGUACUACUUAAGUCGUUUUUGGGGAUAUCUGUACUUUACUAUUUAUAUUUUUGACAACUUUUACUUCACUACAUUCCUAAAGAAAAUAAUGUACUUUUUACUUAAUACAUUUUCCCUGACACCCAAAAGUACUCGUUACAUUUUGAAUGCUUAGCAGGGCAGGAAAAAGGUCAGUUUACACACUUAUCAAGAGAACAUCCCUGGUCGUCCCUACUGCCUCUGAUCUGGUGGACUCACUAAACACACAUGCUUCAUUUGUAAAUUAUGUCUGAGUGUUGGAGUGUGCCACUAGCUAUCUGUACAUUUCAAAAACAAGAAAAUCAUGCUGUCUGGUUUGCUUAAUAUAAGGAAUUUGAAAUUAUUUACUUUUAUACUUAAGUAUAUUUUAGCAAUUACAUUUACUUUUGAUACUUAAGUAUAUUUAAAAACGAAAUACUUUUAGAAUUUUACUGGGUGACUUUCACUUUUACUUGAGUCAUUUUCUAUGAAGGUAUCUUUACUUUUACUCAAGUAUGACAAUUGGGUACUUUUCCCACCACUGAUGCCCUCAAGUUAGUGUAGGAGCGAUUGUGUGUACCUCCCAGUGGUGAGUCAGUUGAUUAGGGCAUGAGUCAAAUAAUCUACACACAUACAUCCUUGUUAUUUCCCUGCUGCACUCACACAUUAUAUCACAAUACAAAUUAGAAUGUCAUCAUGGUUUAGAUAUCCAAAACCGGAUGGGAAAUUGCUUGAUAAGAUGGAAUACACUGUACUUGAAAAAACACAUAAUGAUGUGUUUAUAGUUUACGUGAAAUAGAAUCUAAAUCUCACGUCACCAGCUAAGAAUGGCACGCGAGCCUAUCAUGUCAUAAGCUUAGGUUGAUUCAGUUAAGCUAUAGUCUAGCUUGGGGGGAAUGCACUGCUUUGCCUUGCGUGCCAGGAAGGUGAUGCUAGGUAUAUAUCUGAGCCUUGUUGACAGUCUGUGGGUCUUAUCAUUGAAGUGCCAGCUACCAGCAUCUCACCUUGAGUAAAAGCAUGAAGAAUAUAAUGAUACUGUGUACGUUUCCUGCCUGUAUUGACAUGACUUUAGACUGUUAUGUGUCUAGGAAUCCACUGAGGUUGUUGUGUGCCUAUGGGGAGGGGGGAUUUCCUAAAUUCCCAGAUUUAUUUUCUGGGUGUGGCACAAAGACCACACUGGAGGCCAUGUUUCAUAUUUGCAUAGGCAAGGGACACCAGUUUGUCUCUGUGUGUGGGUGUGUCUUUGUCUGCGUGCCGGUGUGUGUAUUUACCGGUGUGUGUGUAGGUGUGUGUGUGUUUAGUCAGUGACAUUGUGUGUGCCUGAUGUCCUCUCUUGUCUCUCUCCUGUGUAAAUACCAUAUACUGUAGCUACAAAUAUGUCUGAGUUGAAACUCGUCUCUAGUCUGUCUAGGAUUUCCAUUUCUUUCCCGGGUUGAGGCACAAACACCACUGUUUAGACGGAGGACAACGGAGUGACAGUGUGUUUACUGUGUACCUGACAGUGUCUUGUCUCUUCCUCCAGUCGUACCCCAUGGCUCCAGCCAGCCCCAGCACGGUGAGCACCAGCAGCAACAGUAGCACCACAGGAUGGGACCAACUCAGCAAAACGAACCUGUACAUCCGCGGCUUGCCCCCAGCAACCACUGACCUGGACCUGGUCAAGCUCUGUCAGCCGUGAGUACACAGUAUACACACACACGUCUACACAAGCACUGACUGACUGACACACAUUAUUAUGAUGAAUUAGAACUGCUUGUACCAACUAUAUAUGGCAAUACCAUAUUAAUGUGGACCAUGCAUGAACCAAGCAUACAGUCCACUAGCUAGCACCACUCCAACCAACUAAACCAUGGGAACCAAGGAUUAACCAACUGUGUUUACAUGAUACUGUAUCUGUAGAGACUAGAGAUUAGGGAAAGUGACUGUUUUCUACAGUAUUGGGAUUUGUGAAUGCAGCGAUUGUCAUGUAUGGUUGGGUUUGUCUCUGUGCGCCUCUGGCCUCUGCUGGACCACAAGCAUAUGGAGCGAAGCGUUCAACCAUGUUACCAGGGGCAACAGCCACUGUUGCUGUGUUGUUUGCUUGUGUUUUGCUCCCAACGGUGUUCGCCUGCUCGCUGGCACAAAGCAGAAAUGAAAGAACCUUUCAUUGCAAACAGGCUAAUGUUAGCCAAGCAUUUAGUUCAACCAAAGCAUGAUGCACGUCCUUAAAAUACCAGUUCCGCAAAACGGCUUUGCAUCAUUUCAACUCGGGCAUUUCUGUCUGAGUUUGAUCAUAGUUUCUGGCACAGGCUGUGUUUCAAGUACUGUAACAUGGAGUGUUGACAUGAACAACUAGUUAGGCUAUGCUAGGCAUCUAUUGUUUUCUCUUUGGACUAACGUUAGGCUACUCUUUGACAUAAUGUUUAUCAUCUAUUUAUAUAUCUACAUCCCACCACACAUAUUUGACAUAUUCUGACAACAGGAUGUAUGUAGCUAGGUCCCUUUGUGGGGAGUCAACUUUGUUAUUUUUACAGUGCCCAAAGCUUUCAGAGAUUUAUACAUAUAUGUGUAUGCUACUGUGUAAAUACUAUAAUGUGUGUUUGCAUGGAUUGCAUUAACCUCUUGUCUUUAGUCUGUUGUAAUUAUUGACAUCGUUCAGUGACUCGGCAGUGCCUUUUAGUAUGCCAGUUAGUAUGAGGGUUAAUGUGGUUAAAGAUACAAUGUGGUUAAAGAUACAAUAAUGAAUUGAUUCUCUUAAAUGAGUCUACUGAAAAAACAUGGUGUGCUGUGUGGUCAUCUGGCUCAAUAUGUUCCCUCCAAGCCUCACAACCCGGUUGCCUCACACAGCUUAAAUGGCUGCCUUUUUCUUAGCGAUGAUGUCAUGCAUUCUUGUGCAAGCUGAGCGUUCUGACUCCCAGCCCUUGUUAUAUAAGUUUAGCAGUAGAUAGACACUGUCUCUGUCUAUGAUAUAUGGCAUACAGUAUUCUUUUAAUGAAUUUGUAUAUUAGCAGGCAAAAUUAACCCCCCCAGCAAGCAAAACUGCGAAAGUGGUUGAAAUGACGUAACUACAACCAUAUUUGAGUUGUAAACUGAUUGUAUUGACGUCAUUUCAACCAGACUUACCCUUUGGGCCUUCAUAACACAUACUGUACCAAAUAAAGAGGAUCGGUAGAUUGAAAUAUAGUUUGACCUUUAAAACAAUCAUGUAUGCAUAUUGUAAUGAUAAUCAAUACAAUUAAAGGAUAAGAGAGCAACAUCCUGUUAUUAACAUUUGAUUCUUCUUGUGUUCAUAGAUAUGGCAAGAUCGUAUCGGCAAAGGCUAUCCUCGAUAAAACAACUAACAAAUGUAAAGGUCAGUAUCAUGUAUUCCAAUAUUUAUCUCCAUUUAUCCAAUUUAUCUAAAGAAAUGAUAUAUAUUUUACUGUUGUCAGAUAGUACCACACACUGGUCUGCUACACAGAAAAUGCAUUUGCGAUGUAAUGUAAAGCAAACUAAUAUCAAGUUGUAGUAUUGUGAAUGACGGUUGUUUCUGUCCUCCCCCACUACUCCAGGGUAUGGUUUUGUGGACUUUGACAGCCCUGCUGCAGCACAGAAGGCGGUCCAUGCUCUGAAGACCAGUGGGAUACAAGCCCAGAUGGCUAAGGUGAGAGGAGCCCUGUGUUCUUCUGGUAGCAGGACAACAUUGGCCCCUAGGUCUGUCUCUGCUGUUUUGUGAAUUACAAUGACAGAUAAUAUGGAGCAGUAGACUGUGAGUGUGUAUGUGUGUGUGUGUGCGUGCGUGCAUUUGUUUGCUUUCUGUGUGUGUGUAUGUGUACAAUGUAUGUGUGUGUGUGUAUGUAAAGCAGAGCAGCAGAGUCAGUCACAUGACCCCAGCUGACUGGCUGUUCAGUCGGUGACCCCAUUCACGAUCUCUACUGAAGCCAGAUGUCCUCCCUUCCCUCUCCCGCUCGCUGCCAGAAAACAGUCGGUCGGCACGCACAGAACAGGACGGACAGCUUUCUGCUGCUACACAAAUAUUAUGACUGUCUGUCUCGUCGCACAGCAACUGAUCUGGGCUAGGAUACUCCCAGUUAGCAUUUUAUGCUGUGUUAUGAGUUAGCAUGUUAUGCUAACGUUCCAUGACCAAUUACUGAUGUUAUGCUUAUUAGUUUUUAUACUUCUUUGGUGAAAUAGGGUGGUAUUUUUUUCAGCCUCAACCUAUGAUUUGAACUACUCCUCUCCUCCAGUGGUGGAAAAAGUACCCAAUUGACAUACUUGAGUAAAAGUAAUAAUAGAAAAUGACUCAAGUAAAAUUAAGUCACCCAGUAAUAUUCUACUUGAGUAAAAGUCUAAAAGUAUUUGGUUUAAAAUAUACUUAAAAGUACAAAUCUCUUCAAAUUCCUUAUAUUAAGCAAACCAGACGGCACCAUUUUCUUGUUUUUUUAAUUUACAGAUAGCCAGGGUCACACUCCAACAUUCAGACAUAAUUUACAAACGAAGCAUGUGUGUUUAGUGAGUCUGCCAGAUCAGAGGCAGUAGGGACGACCAGGGAUGUUUCGUUGAUAAGUGCUUGAAUUGGACAAUUUUCCUGCCCUGCUAAGCAUUCAAAAUGUAACGAGUACUUUUGGGUGUGAAAACGACUUAAGUAGCACUUUAAAGUAUUUUUACUUAAGUACUUUACACCACUGCUCUCCUCCCUCUCCCAGUUUCACCGGUUACACUUUUCCAUAGAAAUGUUUCUCUGUCAGCACAUUUUCUUUUUCUCUCUCUCUCUCUCUCUCUCUCUCUCUCUCUCUCUCUCUCUCUCUCGACCUGUCUAGCUAGCUCCUGUGUUUCUGCCGAGGCCAGCAGAACACAGUGUGUCUGUAUGGUAGCUGCAUAACUGUACUGCUUAGCUGUUUAGCUCGUAAUGCUAACGAUGGGAAUGGCAUAGGGAGAACAGAAGCAGUUGUUAAAUCUAUGGAGAGGAUGCCUAGAAAAAGAGACCAGUCGCCAUUAUGAGCAAAUCAAAGGCCAUAGAAACUCAAGUCCUUGAUAACGCAUUUACAGAGUUGUUGACGGAAGACCCCACAUGCCCUGGAUGUGACCGUCACUAAGGCAACACACAGCCCUAGCUAACUCAUGUUCAGUUGUGUUUUUUUAAUCCUGGCUUGGAUAUCCACAAAGACUCAAAUCGUGUCAACGCAUAAUUGUAAUCAGAGUGAAAUAUUCAUGUAAUUGUCCUCAAGUGCUAUUGUGUUUUAAGUUGGUGUUGCUGUCCAAAUUACCUUUGAUUCUUUGGAGGAAAAUGAUCCUAAUACUUCUCUAUCCAUUUCUCUGUCCCUCUCUCUAAGCAGCAACAGGAGCAGGACCCCACCAACCUGUACAUCUCCAACCUGCCUGUGUCUGUAGAUGAGCAGGAACUGGAGGGCCUGCUGAGACCUUUUGGACAGGUCAUCUCCACACGCGUCCUCAGAGACUACAGCGGGGCCAGCAGAGGGGUCGGCUUCGCCAGGUGAGAACAUCUCAAUGCUCAGUAACAGUUUGACGGAGCACCGUGUUGGUAACUCGAAGGGUUGUGGCUUCAAAUCCUGCUACUUUUUCUAAUUUAGGUCCCAUUCAUUUAUGUGUGACAUAUGUCUAUUAUUCUCAGGAUGGAGUCCAAGGAGAUGUGUAACUCAGUCAUAACCCACUUCAAUGGGAAGUUUAUCAAGACGGCGCCUGGAACUAUGGGUAAGACCUAUAUUCUCUUAUACUGUCUUAUGCUUUGGGGUGCAAUGCUCCCUUUUUGUUUUUGCUAAUGAUGAUGAUGAUGGUGAGGAUGAUGGGUUUUUCCUCUCCAGCUCCAUCUGAGCCCCUGCUGUGUAAGUUUGCUGAUGGUCAGAGGAAGAGGCACAGCCACAGUCCCUACAUUCCCGGCGGUCGCACAUGGCCCCGAGAGGGAGAGCUCAGACUUGUAAGUGCCUCUCUGUCCGUCUCGUCUGUCUGGAUGUCUCUGUGGGUGGACCCACAACUGCACGUUUUCUCUCCCUGCCAGGCUUCUUGCUCCUGUUGUCAGACACACAGCUGGUGAACAAGUCAGACUAUUACAGUAUCUAAAAAUGGGACGUAAAUGUGCAGUAGCUAGUUGAAAUACUUCUCCCAAAUCACUGACUAAAUAAUAAAGGCCAUCUUAAGAAUAAAUGCAUUACCUAAUUUCUAGUGUUGACUGACUUGCCCAGGGCCUAGUGUUAAUCCUAUCCUGAGAGACCAGUUCAUUAGAGAAGGGGUUCCCAAAUCUUCUCACUUGCCCCCCUUCCAGCAUUCGGGAACAUCCCGCGUCCCCCCUGCGCUCGAGCACACGCGCCACGUCUAUUUCUAUGGGCACAAGCACAAGUUCAUGACCAGUGGUGUAAAGUACUUAAGUAAAAAUACUUUAAGGUACUACUUAAGUAGUUUUUUGGGGUACCUGUACUUUACUAUUUAUAUUUUUGACAACUUUUACUUUUACUUCACUACAUUCCUAAAGAAAAUAAUGUACUUUUUACUCCAUAUAUUUUCCCUGACACCCAAAAGUACUUGUUAUAUUUUGAAUGCUUAGCUUGACAGGAAAAUGGUCCAAUUCACACACUUAUCAAGAGAACAUCCCUGGUCAUCCCUACUGCCUCUGAUCUGGUGGACUCACUAAACACACAUGCUUCGUUUGUAAAUGAUGUUGGAGUGUGCCCCUGGCUAUCCAAAAAAAUUAAUUAAAUUGUGCCGUCUGGUUUGCUUAAUAUAAGGAAUUUGAAAUAAUUUAUACUUUUACUUUCACUUUUGUACUUAAGUAUAUUUGAGCAAUUACAUUUACUUUUGAAACUUGAGUAUAUUGAAAACCAAAUACUUUUAGACUUUUACUCAAGUAGUAUUUUACUGGGUGACUUUACUUUUACUCAAGUAUGACAAUCGGGUACUUUUUCCACCACUGUUCUUGACACAAACUGUUCACACCCCUCUUGUUGGUGGAGUAAAUUUUGCAGGUUUAAAGCUUAUUUCCUGCAAUACUACACAAUUAUACCGGCGCCCCACCUGCCGACCCCAGGGGGGCGCGCCCCACAGUUUAGGAACCACUACAUUAGAGCAUAGCCCAUUACAGAUCAUAGUACUGAUUGAAUAGCUGGUAUUGUGAUGCUAAUGUAACGGCUAGAUGAUAAGGAUCUGGUUUUGUGUGACAGUUGCGUUUUGUCCUACCAGGGCGGGAUGACUCUCACCUACGACCCCACCUCAGCUGCUAUGCAGAACGGCUACUAUGCCUCUCCCUACACCCUGACGGCCAAUAGGAUGAUGGCUCAGCAAGCCAUGUCUCCCUACAUGUCUCCUGUCACCUCCUACCAGGUAGGCACAUCAUUAAUUAAAUAUAAAUGAUCAAAUAAAGAUGAUAGUCGCUUUGGAUGAGACCGUCUGCUAAAUUACUAAAAUGUAAAUGUAAUGUAUGUAAAAAUGAAGAAUGUGGCAUGAGGUUAACCCUACCCUUUCAUGUUCUAGGUACAGAAUCCUUCCUGGAUGGCCCACCAGCCAUACAUCAUGCAACACCCGGUAAGAGAAAUGAAACGAUGUCUGUCUUACUCCACACACACAGUGCUAGAAAAUAUGGAGUGUCAGACAUAAUUUGACCACAAAUGGAGUACUACUCUACCCUGGUACAAAAACACAGUGAAAGAAACUAUGUCUUACUCAACUCACAGCACUAUACAUACUGCAAGUAAGCAUUUAGUUGGAUGAUGUAUACCGUGCGUAUCUCGUACAUACGACUAAUAAUACUUGAAACUAAAAUAUGUUACCACAGUUAGUCGGCUACUUCCCUGGUACAAAAACAUAGUGGAAAACAAUAUAUAUACAGUACCAGUCAAAAGUUUGGACACACCUACUCAUUCAAGGCUUUUUCUUUAUUUUUACAAUGUUUUACAUUGUAGAAUAAUAGUGAAGACUUCAAAACUAUGAAAUAACACAUAUGGAAUCAUGUAGUAACCAAAAAGUGUUAAACAAAUCAAAAUAUUUUUUUAUUUGAGAUUCUUCAAAUAGCCACCGUUUGCCUUGAUGACAUCUUUGCACACUCUUGACAUUCUCUCAACCAGCUUCAUGAGUAGUCACCUGGAAUGCAUUUCAAUUAACAGGUGUGCCUUCUUAAAAGUUAAUUUGUGGAAUUUAUUUCCUUCUUAAUGCGUUUGAGCCAAUCAGUUGUGUUGUGACAAGGUGGGGGGUAUACAGAAGAUAGCCCUGUUUGGUAAAAGACCAAGUCCAUAUUAUGGCAAGAACAGCUCAAAUAAGCAAAGAGAAACGACAGUCCAUCAUUACUUUAAGACAUGGUCAGUCAAUCCGGAAAAUUUCAAGAACUUUGAAAGUUUCUUCAAGUGCAGUCGAAACUGGCUCUCAUAGGACCGCCACAGGAAUGGAAGACCCAGAGUUACCUCUGCUGCAGAGGCUAAGUUAAUUAGUAACCAGCCUCAGAAAUUGCAGCCCAAAUAAAUGCUUCACAGAGUUCAAGUCACAGACACAUCUCAACAUCAACUGUUCAGAGGGGACUGUGUGAAUCAGGCCUUCAUGGUCGAAUUGCUGCAAAGAAACCACUACUAAAGGACACCAAUAAAAAGAAGAGACCUGCUUGGGCCAAGAAACAAGAGCAAUGGACAUUAGACCGGUGGAAAUGUGUCCUUUGGUCUGGAGUCCAAAUUUGAGAUUUUUGGUUCCAACUGCUGUGUCUUUGUGAGACGUGGUGUGGGUGAACGGAUGAUCUCCGCAUGUGUAGUUCCCACCGUAAAUCAUGGAGGAGGUGGUGUUAUGGUGUGGGGGUGCUUUGCUGGUGACACUGUCUGUGAUUUAUUUAGAAUUCAAGGCACACUUAACCAGCAUGGCUACCACAGCAUUCUGCAGCGAUACGCCAUCCCAUCUGGUUUGGGCUUAGUGGGACUGUCAUUUGUUUUUCAACAGGACAAUGACCCAGCACACCUCCAGGCUGUGUAAGGGCUAUUUUACCAAGAAGGAGAGUGAUGGAGUGCUGCAUCAGAUGACCUGGCCUCCACAAUCCCCUGACCUCAACCCAGUUGAGAUGGUAUGGGAUGAGUCGGACGGCAGAGUGAAGGAAAAGCAGCCAACAAGUGCUCAGCAUAUGUGGGAACUCCUUCAAGACUGUUGGAAAAGCAUUCCAGGUGAAGCUGGUUGAGAGAAUGCCAAGAUUGUGCAAAGCUGUCAUCAAGUCAAAGGGUGGCUAUUUGAAGUAUAUAUUUUGAUUUGUAUAACAUUUGUUUGGUUACUACAUGAUUCCAUAUGUGUUAUUUCAUAGUUUUGAUGUCUUCACUAUUAUUCUACAGUGUAGAAAAUAGUAAGAAAUUAAGAAAAAACCUUGAAUGAGUAGGUGUGUCCAAACUUUUGCCUGGUACUGUAUAUAUAUAUAUAUUUUUUUUAUCCAGUCGAAUAAACACUCCAAACAGCCUACCCGAACGCUCGGAGGCGUCCGCAUGGUCCUAAAGCACACCGUUACCUGGUUUUCUAUCACAUUCCAAUGAUAAAACUGGGGGGGGGGGCGCAAAAAUGCAAUUUCAGAAUGUGGCGGGGACAUGUCCCCAGUGAAAGUUGCACCCCUGUAUAUAUCUUAUUCCACUGAUAAAAUAUGUUGAGAGGCAGACAUAUCACACAUUACCUCAGUUAAAAAUACCCUGAAUCAAAAACAGAAUGUGUUACUUUAAUCAACGAGUUCUGCUGACGCUGCAGAAUAAACACCCCCAAAAUCUGUGUGGGAAGAGAAGAGAUCAGAACAAAACCGAGCCGAGCCCAGUUCUGGGAACCGGAACAUUCCCUCAUAUUUCAGUGAGGGCGGAACCAAUCAAUUGUUUUGAUUAGGAUUUAAAGGGGAACCUCCCCUGGUGAGUUUAAGCUCUUGAGCUCUUUUCCUUUUAUCAUCUGGAUGUGACACGGUGGAUUAAGGUUGUGUCUGAAUUUGCACCCUAUUCCCUAUAUAGUGCACUACUUUUGACCAGAGCCUGAGACAAAAGCAGAGAGCUCUCUUUUCCUGUAGCUAACUGGGCUCUGGUCAAAAGUCGUGCACUAUGUAGGGAACAGGACAGGGGUAUUCAACUCUUACCCUACGAGGUCCGGAACCUGCUAGUUUUCUGUUCUGCCUGAUAAUUAAUUGCACCCACCUGGUGUCCCAGGUCUAAAUCAGUCACUGAUUAGAGGGGAACAAUUACAAAUGCAGUGGAAUUGGCUUUGAGGUCUAGCGUUGAGUUUGAGGGAAAUAGGGUGUGAUUUGGGACCGAGAUACGACUGUGCCUCUCUGGCCUCUAGCUCUCUGCUCCCACUGCCGUAUGGAGCCAACAGGAAAUGCCUGCAGCAGACAGGGUCUUAUGACUGAAACCAUUUGCAUCUCUUAGCAGAUGGUUUUAAGUAGAACAAGUGUCUGUGUCCGUUUCCCCCCAUUUUGACAAGGAAAUGGUACAUUCCCUCAAGGCGUUUUGGCUUAUACAGAUGGCCUAAGGCCUAAAAAAUAUGUAUUUUCAGGGGGUGCAGCGGGCGUUACAUUUUUUUAGCUGAGCCUGUCUGAUUAAUCGAACUAACUUAAAGUCACAUGUUACACUUGAUUAGUGCUUUUUGAGGUCGAUUCGGUUUCUGUUCGAUUCAACAACAAAAAAAUCACGGUUUUCGGUUUCUAUUAUUUAUUUUUACAUGAAAUGCACUAUGCAGUAUGUGGGUUGAAUGCUGUAACAACACAGAAUAAAACUAUUAAUAAAAGUCCCAUGAUGGUAGUGACUGACCAUUACUGCUUAUCUCUUAUUAACCAUAAUUUAUUCAAAUGACUAGAGUUUAAUAAAAUAUUUUAUUCGAUUACUUUAUUAUUUUAUUCCAAGUCACUAUCUCAUCUCUAUAAAUCUGCUACCUAUCCUUUCUGACAAAACUAUUUUAGUAGUUCUUCAAAGUAAAUAAGGCAUACUUUUAUGACUGCUGAAAACCAACUAUCAAUCACUAAGAUCAUGCAUUUUCAAUCUUGCAAAGCAACUGAUUUCUAUCCCUCUCGUUCUCUGUUCUCUCUUCUCUGUCUCCAUGUCUGCUCCGCACAGAUCGGACAAGUUUAAACCUGGCACGCAAUGGAUUAUGGUCAUUGUAGUUAAUUACCAUGUUUUCUGCGCUAAACUAUGUAGAAUAUUGGCCUGUUGGAAACUACAACUCCCUACUACAUCGCACAGUUCAGGCUUGAUCUGAUUUAUCUCUACAGAAACUGCACUUCGAGCUCACAAAAAAAACGAAUGAAAUGGAAUUCAAAUAAUUGAACCAACGUCGGUCAAUUAGUUGUUUAAAAAAUAAAAAAUUACCGACAUUUCGGUUAAUCGCUCAGCACUACACUUGGUAGUGUAAUUACGUCUAACCAGUCCCUAUUCAGCCCUGUACAGAAUCAGUGUUAUGAAUGAUUUAUGAAUCAGUUAUUACAGUUAAACCUAACCACAAAUUCCAAUCAUUUUAAAGCCAGGCAUUUUUACCUACAGACCUUCCAUUGAUCCUCAAUGUAUUUGAGUAUAAGGAUGACCUUGUAUUGAUACUAGAAUUAUAAUCUCUCUCUCUCUCUCUCUCUCACUAUCCCCCCCUCUCUCUUUCUCUCUCUCUGCUACAGCAGGCUGUAAUGUCACCCUCUAUGGACCACUCCAUGUCAAUGCAGCCCACUGCCAUCAUGACACAGCAGAUGGGCCAUCUGUCAUUGGGCAGCAGUGGAGCGGUGAGGGGGAUUCUGGGAAGGGGGAGGUGCAAUUUAGUUAGUCUCAUAUUACCUGAUGCAAACUCAGAUCUAAACAAGUGCACAGAGGCUAAGGACUAGGGGGAGAUUUGGGAUUGGGUGAAAAUGAGUUGGCUACCUUCCAAGGGGUUCAGUAUCCCUUAAAUCACGAUUUGAGCUAAUCUAAAAUAUUGUUUUUUUUCUUGUGACAGCAGUAUAUUUCAGCCAACGCUGCAGUCCAGGCAGCCUAUAUCCCUCAGUACGCCCACAUGCAGCAGACAGCCGUAAGUUCUGAGGUUUGUCUUUGCCAUCUCAUCGGGUUGAUCUCCUCUCAUUCAUUCAUGUCUCAUCAUGAGUACAGCCAUUUUACAUCAAAUGUUACAUCCAAUACCAUUACUUACUUGAUGGUGCUAAUACCAGAUAUUAAGAUGUGAAUUUACACAGUUUGUCCCUCUUCAGGAAAAUGGUUCACAGCAGCAAGUGGAUUCGUCCAACAAUUCGUCUCCCUACAGUCAACAGAGCAAGUAACGAUAAGGUAUGUGCUUCCUUAUGAGUCCCUUUAUGAGAUGGAAGUGAUCGUUUUAGUGGUACUGUAGCACUGCUAAUAGUAGGAGUCACAAGAGGUUGGUGGCACCUUAACUGGGGAGAACGGGCUCGUGGUAAUUACUGGAGCGGAAUCAGUGGAAUGGUAUCAAAAACAUCAAACAUAUGGUUUCUAGGUGUUUGAUGCCAUUCCAUUUGCUCCGUUCCGGCCAUUAUUAUGAGCCGCUCAGCAGCCUCCACUGGUAGGAGUAGUGAUCCUGAUUGUGUUGUGUGUUGUCAGGUGACUUCUGUGAGCAGUAAUGGAUGCUGUGGGCACUGACUCAUGAUGUCACAGCCACUCCUGAUUGGACCAGACCAGACUUCAGUAAGAACUCUUUUGCACAGCUUCAACCAAACAACUGUGUAUGAUGGAACCAACAGCAAUGAUACUAUGGUGUGUAAAACGACGAUAAAGGUGUAAAAAUGGACAAAACCAACAAUUAUUCCCCCCUUCAAAAAACAGGAAAAAAUAAGUUUUAUUUUGAUAAAUGAAAAGACGUGUAUUUUUUACCACGGAUUCUCCAAGUGGAUGCAAUGGGGCAAGUAGCCUACAGCGUGAUGUUAAAAGAUGCAUGAGAUUGUUUUUGUUUUUUUUAAGAAUCUGUUGAUUUCCAAUGGGUUUAAUAGGUAGUUUAUUAGUCAAGAUAUAUGAUGAAAAAGAUGUUGCUUGCAAAAAGUGUUCAUUUGGUGAGGUGUUACUGGUUUAUAUUUUUGGUCUUUAUAAGAUAUUUUCUUUGAAAUUAGGCUUUUAGGGUUAAUGUCUGACAUGAUUUUCUGUAUCAGAUUAAAUAUGUAGGAUUGGCCGUUUGGCAGCUGUCAAUCAAUAUAUGGAUAGAGAACUGAUGAAGAAGUAGACAUUUUGCCAAAUAGAUGAUGGGUUGGAUAAUGUGCCUUCCUCUAACAUCAUAAUAGUCAUUGAACAUAGCCUGGCAGAAUCCAAACUGAUUCACUGUUUCACUUCAUUGUGAUCACAGUAUUCAGUCUGGUCUAACCAGGCUACAUUAAAAAGAACACCCACUCUUAAUUAGAACUACUGUCAGUCCAUAGGAAGUUCUCUUUAGAUUUGACAGUGUAGGUGUCUUGUUUUAAUUUGUCAUAUUUCACACACAACCAGGGAUGUGGACCUCCAUCAAAUGCUACACGUACUGAUCUCAUCUCCCCAACUAAGACAAUAUAGCCUACAAUCGAAAUAAAAAGCACAGACAGAUUUAAAAGAAGUGCAAGCUUGAAAUUGUGAGGUAACAUCAAGACGGUUUUAUUUUUUCUCUGCUAUUUUUUACUUCUACAGAUACAGUAAUAUUAAUAAAAAAUGCUUAACUUUAAUGAUGAAAUUACAAUCUGUUUUACUUUACGCUAAAUUGAUGGGGUUGUCUUGAAAGAAAAUACACAUUUUUGCUCUAAUGGUCAUCUUGACCAUGUGUGGUCAUGUGUGACUGGUUUUAUCUACCUCAGAGUUCUGUCUGGGCUGGUAUGGUUGGGUUUGCAGGUCCAGCCCGCCUCACCAGAGAAGAACACAAAGGCCUGCGGACCAAAUCGCACCCUUUUCCUUAUGGACUGCAUUACUUUUGACCAAUAGGCUUUUCCCAUAGGGCUCUGGUCAAACAUAGACUUAGAUAGACAUCACAUCAUUGUAUCUGUCCCAUUAUGGCGUCUGUGAAAGCACGGGCAG